AUGGUGUUGGAGAAUCUCCCAAGCAUCUUUGACAGAAGUACAAUUCUUCACGAUCACGAACAUGUUCAUGUCAAUUGUUGUGAGAAUAGCGUUGAGAGCUUUCUCAUUGAAAUUGGAGAAAUCAACUUCAUGUCGCAUCCAUUCUUCUUCGGGCUUUGUGAUCCUGUCAGGCUGUCACCAUCUUUAUCCAUGGCCUUUGGUGGUGUCAAACAGCCAAACAACUUGCUUUGUUUUCUUUGCACUCUAUCUUCAAGUCUAAAACAAGGAUCCUCUUAUAGACGUUUGAAAACCUUGAAAUGUAGUCUCCAAGAUCAAAUACAAAGUAUGCGCAAAGUUGCAGCUUCAACAAAUCUGGUUCGUCAAGUAAGCGAAUCCAGUUCAUCAAAUGCCGAAAUAAGCAAUAAUAUGGCACUUCUUCCUUUCAAAGAGAAGAUGCUUUAUUCGGUUUUUGCAGAGGAUGAACAUCUGUGGCUAGAUCUGGAUUACCUGAUCAUGGUGAUCGGAGAUUAUCCAUCACCAUCACCUCCGAACGCUAUCCUGAAUUUGGUAGAGCAAGACUUGCGUAAGAUAUCUUGGAAACCAGAAUACCGUAAUGCAUUGGCUUUAUUCCUACAAAGAAACAACCGUUUAACUGGCAUCCAUCCGUUGUUUUUCGACAUCAUGCCGGACUUGUGUUUUGUAGACUUAUCAGAUACAAAAGUCAGUACCUUACCUAGUUCGCUUUUCAAACUUGCAAAGCUUACUGUGUUGUUGGUGAGGAACUGCGAUUGUCUUGAAACACUUCCGCCUGAAAUAGGAGAGCUCAAGACGUUGGAAGUAUUAGAUCUUUCAGGCACCGAGCUCUACCAACUCCCUGAUGAGAUUGGACAGCUUCAACUUGUGAAGAUCAUGAAGCUAUCCUUUUAUGGACCGGAUGAUGAAAGUGAAUACAAACAUUUGCCAUCUCGAUUGGUUUAUCCCAAUUUUCUAUCAGGGAUCAAAGGGAUACAGUCGCUAAGCAUUGCUGUGCACCCUGAAGAUCACCGGUGGUCAGGAGAAACUGUCGCGUGGAUAUCAGCAAGUUGGAGGGAUUGA
Messenger RNA from Salvia miltiorrhiza (redroot sage), 1074 nucleotides. RefSeq lists its product as uncharacterized. The transcript is spliced from 2 exons. The record is from RefSeq and is a predicted model, not a curated record. Bases 1 to 1074 code for a protein of 357 amino acids. NCBI's taxonomy places the organism in Eukaryota, Viridiplantae, Streptophyta, Magnoliopsida, Lamiales, Lamiaceae.